Molecule: messenger RNA, 3176 nt
Organism: Xyrauchen texanus (razorback sucker)
Lineage: Eukaryota; Metazoa; Chordata; Actinopteri; Cypriniformes; Catostomidae
Gene: abcg2b
Product: ATP-binding cassette, sub-family G (WHITE), member 2b
Cellular component (GO): plasma membrane
Molecular function (GO): ATP hydrolysis activity; ATP binding
Source: RefSeq, a predicted model, not a curated record
GGGCCGGGUCGUGAUCCUACACACCCGGUCCCGUAUUAGGCUAAUCAAGCCUCCGUGACGUGAGGGAUAAAGGUCGACUGCAGAUGAUUGUUCGGGAGAAAGAGAUCGUUAACGGACAUGUCCGUCAUAUUGGAAUGAAGACAGGAAUAAACGCAAUCAUAGGUGCAACCAGAACCAGCAAAACAUCGUUGUUAGACGUGAUUGCUGGUAGGAAGGAUCCUUGUGGUUUGCAUUCAGCCAGGUCAAGUUUAGUUGACAACAAGGUUGUGACCUCUGAGCUACGGCUCAUGUCUGCCUAUGUUGUACAGGUGAGACUUGCUUCUCUGUCUGUCUGUCUGUCUGUCUGUCUGCGAGAGAAUCUCUUAUUCUUUGGAAAUCUGCGGUUGCCAAGGAAACUGUGUUCCACAGCUGAUAAGAAAAAAUUGGAGAGCAUCAUCCAAGAGCUUGGAUUGGAGGACUGUGCAUAUACUAAGACUGGUACCAAGUUUAUAAGAGGUGUAUCAGGAGAAGAAAGGAAGCGUUGUAGCAUUGGUAUCGAACUCAUUACAUCUCCUACUCUCCUGUUCCUGGAUGAGCCAACAGCAAACAGCAUCAUUGCUCUCUUGCACAAGUUAUCACAGGGUGGUAGAACUAUCAUUUUUUCUCUUUAUAAGCCACGUUAUUCAAUCUUCAAGCUGUUUGAUCACCUGAAACUACUCCAUAAAGGAGAGAUGGUUUACACUGGCCCUGCAGGCAAAGCCAUGACCUACUUCCAGAGUCUGGAGCUCUUCAGGGAAUCUCAGUACAGUGAUGCUGUCACAGUAGAUCUGAAAUGUAUCACAGGCUCAUCAGAUUCCUCAUUUGGAACCAAGAGCAAGACAUCAUCCUAUACCACAUCCCUUUUCUACCAGUUAACCAUUUACUUGCUAUGGGUUUCUUUGACCUGGUGUUCAACUUUGGCUCACAGUUGUUCUCAGUUGAAGGUGGUGUGUUGGAGAACAGUGCUGAAUGUUGUCAGGAAUCCUCAGAUGUUGUAUGCACAGAUGGCUCUGAACACAAUUUGUGCUCUGCUGAGAGGCCUCGUCUAAUUUCAGAUGCCUUCAAGUCUUCCUGAAGCCUUACAGAACAGUCUUGUAGGAGUUAGCUUGGCCUUCCUGGUCAGUGCCAGCAUCAGCUAAUUUGCCAUGCCCAACGUCCUUAUCACUCUGCCGAUUGUCUUCAUGAUGGUUUCCUUGUGAAUCUGAACUCCAUGCUCAGUUGGUUGUCCUGGCUCAAGUAGGCCUGUAUCCUUAAAUAUGGACUAGAUGUAAGAAUGGAUAGAGGAUGUUAUUGGACAAAAUUAUAUUUAAAAAAAAUAAAAAAGGUGGCUGUGAAACUUGUCAGGAAGUUUUAUAAGGAGUACAUCAGCAUAGUAAGCAGGCAGAUGCUCCUGUCUCGACUGCUCAAAGGUUCCUGUAAGGCUGACCUGCAUGUUCUUAAGAUGGCUACGCAGAGGUUCUUGCUAUGGCUGCACAAGUGGUGGUGCUAUGCUAUGGAGUGGUGGUGGUGUAGUGGUCUAAACCACAUAACUGGUAAACUGGUAAUCAGAAGAUCGCUGGUUCGAUCCCAGCCACCACCAUUGUGUCCUUGAGCAAGGCACUUUACUCCAGGUUGCUCCGGGGGGAUUGUCCCUGUAAUAAAUGCACUGUAAGUCGCUUUGGAUAAAAGCGUCUGCUACAUACAUAAAUGUAUAUGUAAAUGCACAAAACUCCACGUCAUGGCUUCCCUUGAGGUUUCUUGUUGAAAACCAGUGGUUUCUGUAAAACUUUCAAAGGUCACGACUACCCCAAAGGUUCCUGUAAAGCUGACCUAUAAGUUCUUAUCAAGGCCAGCCCAGAGGUUCCUGCUAUAGCUGCACAAAGCUCCCUGUCAUGGCGGGAUUUGAAUUUCCUGCAAAUGCUGCCCAGUGGAUUCUGUAAAAACCCUUCUAUGUUUUUUAUUAUGGUCACCCCAGUGGUUACUAUUAUGGCUGCCCCAAAGCUUGAUGUCAUGGUUGCCUUAGUGCAAACUGUCAUCUCUACACUAAUGUUCCUUUCAUGGCCACUGUUUCCUCCCAUGGCUGCACCAAAGUUUCCUGUGAUGGCUGCCCAAGAGGUUACUGUUACAGCCACUCAGAGGUUCCUGUCAUUAAUUCUCUUAAGGUUCUGUUAAUGGCGGAUCCAUAGGUUCCUAUAAUGGCUGCUCCAAUAUUUUCUGCCAUGGCUGUAUUAAAGUUCCCUGUCAUGGCUGCCCCAAUUCAUACUGUUACAGCUGCCCAGAGAGUCUUGUCAAGGCGACCCCAUAUAAUCAUGCCAUAGCUGCCCCAAUGGUUCCUGUAAGGCUGACCCAUAGAUUCGUAUCAUGGCCCUCCCAGAGGUUCUUGUUAUGGCUACACAAAACUCCAUCUUCAGAUCAAAAGGUUUUUAAGAUCGUGAGAAACAUUUCAGCCAAGUGACCCUAAACGUUUGAAUGGUAGUGUACAUCUAAUUUUUAAUCAGUACUGGAUUAUAUUUCAGAAGUAAUCUAUCUUAUACUUUUUACACUUAGUUUAAGUAUUACAAAGAGAUUAUGAUGAUUCAUUUUUCUGAGGAUUAUAUAAUUCACAAAAAAUAUUCUAAUAUAAUUUUUUUGAACUGGGUGUUUGAAAAACAAAAUUACUGCUAGAAAAAAUAAGUAUUUGUGUAAUAUGACUUAUUACUCAAACCUUAUAGUUACUGAGAUGGAGCCCUUAUAAAACUUUCCCAUGUGACAACUACACCGUCUCCAUAUAUUACAUCAUGUGAAGUUGUCUUCAUGAGCAUGGAAUGCAUUAGUGCUGAAUAUUUUGAUAACAAUAAUACAAUACGAUCAUUGUUUUCCCAAAAUGUGUAGUAGUCUGUAUGUGAGAGUGCAUGUUUGUAUGUGAAUGCAUGUGAUGGUUGUUUUGUUUCUUGAGUAGGACAUUUAAGUAUGAGUGUUUAUAGCCACUAAGUGGCAGCACUGUUCUGAUAUUCCUCCAUGUCCUUCAUAUUGCUCCAAUUGUUCCAUUUUCCUGAUAUUAAUUGUACACAGUAAAGUUUUUUUUUGUUGUUGUUGCGCUAAACUGUUCAUUUUUAUGAGACAACUUUUCCGUAAAAAAAAAAAAAAAAAGUACUGUGAUGCUACUACGUAGUAACUGAGGUUUAUAAUUUUAAUUUCUA